Messenger RNA from Leucoraja erinaceus (little skate), 2450 nucleotides. RefSeq names its product centriolar coiled-coil protein of 110 kDa-like. Lineage: Eukaryota; Metazoa; Chordata; Chondrichthyes; Rajiformes; Rajidae. The record is from RefSeq and is a predicted model, not a curated record. The transcript is spliced from 4 exons. Gene Ontology annotation, biological process: centriole replication; regulation of cytokinesis; centrosome duplication. Gene Ontology annotation, cellular component: centriole. The coding region runs from base 260 to 1969 and encodes 569 amino acids.
UAUGUCAAAACUAAACUGAAUUAAACCUGUGUUAGUGUUUCAUGUGUAAAACCCUAUGUCACAGCCAUCAAGAUUACCCUUGUCUCUCGACAUCUGAAUCUCAGGAUGUGACAGCACUAACGUACGGCGCAUGUCACAAUCUGUUGCUCAUUGCUUCUGAUACACACUACUUCUUAAGACCAUAUCUCACCCUCACCAGUACACGGGCACAGACAGACCAGUCCUGGACAUUUGCUGCAAAUGCAGACUUCCUGCAAGAAUGGAGAGCUAUGAAGAGUUCUGCAAGGCUCACCUUGCUCAGAUCCAAUGCAAGGUCAAGAUGGAGCAACGUUCUCUGCCGGCAUCGAACUCCAGAGGCUCUUUGAUUCGGUUUCACGGUGUUGCUGUUCUUUCACCACUGCUUUCCUCAAAACAAAGGGAAGAGAUACGUGAAUUGAAAGCCAGGAGUUCCUGUAAAACCUCAAACGAGAAACUGCCUGAAAUACGAAGAAGUACAUCAUUACCGAAUGUGGAUGGACCAUUGAACAAGGAAGCAUGCAACCUGCUCCAUACAUUGCUGGUCACUGAUGAGAUUGGAGAAACACGCUCAACAAACCUUGAGGGAGCUCCCGUGUCUGCAGGGAUGGCCUCCGAUGUGUUUAAUGAAAGAACUGAUACUUCAAAUCACCACAACAGUUCUUGCCUGGAUCGCCUCGUGAGGAAUAAUCCGAGGGUCAACAGUUGCAUGAAUAAUGGUCCAAAACCAGAUGACUUUCCGAGGGCAGCCAUCCAUACUCUUCAAAAUGCCACCGCCCCUAAAAUAAUUGUCACAACAAAGCACAAAGCAGCCAAUUCUACCAUGACGCAGGAACGCGAUCGUCAGGUCUGGAGUGAUGAUGCCACAGAGAUAAUGAGGGACAACGAAAGUCAUGGCACUGCAUUAGAUUUCUUCCAUCUUCCAACCGAGGAGACUAUCCUGAGAGGGGAUCCAAGUUCUCAAACAAUCGCACCGAGCCUACAGAUCCUAUUGAAAAAGUCCAGGGAGUAUCGAGAUAGGCAGAGACAACAAAAAUUGCUGAAGAACUUGCAUUUCAAAGGCGACGCAGGAAACCUUUUCGAUAAGGAAAAUCAUUUAUGUGCGAGAAAAGCUGGCAAAGGCACCAGGGAGAGAAGGACAUUGUCAAACCUUGAUCCAGCACUGCCAACGGUGUCUUCGCUGCAUUUCACAUAUUUUCCCAAACAGAACAACAUUUCAGUCACUACUAAUGUGAGCACGGCAAAAAUAACUGAAUUGCUCCCUUAUCUGAGUCCCACCUUAUCUGAGGAGGAGAAUAAAAAUGACAAAAUAGUUGACGUGGACCCAUUAUGUUCAAACUCUGGGGAUCACGUUUCCCAGUCUCAGGAGGGGAUGAACCAAAUGUACAGAAGCCAGAAUGGUGGUUUCAUGAUACCCAACCCACCACUGAGUGAAAGUCCAGUGUUGUCCAGAAAGUGGACCUGUUCAUCACAGAGGCUGCUUGUAAAUGCCCCAGUCAAUGCGGGCAGUGACUUGUUUGAACAACAGAAGGACAAUUGGUCAGAUCCACCCACGGAUCCACCAAAAAUCAAUGUGGCACAGAGGCAACGCAUCAGUGAACUGGAAGUGAACCUGAAUAGUCUGAAAGCUUUGAUAACCGAUUUGCAAACCACAUUAACUUCAUCCUGCAGCGUAGCAAUGGACGAGCUGUCACUGAAUGAUGGAGCAACUCCACUGCAGAUUGCAACGGAAUCUUUGGGCAUCAAAUGCACAUGGGAUGAUAAUGGAACCGCUGAUAUUGUGGUAGCUGAAUUACUGGGGAAGCAAGGAGAUGAUGAUCAAAGUUCCCCAUCGAGCGAGGAGUCAAAUCUGCAAGCUGUUAGUUGUGUUCCUGUUGCAUUUCAGGCCGAUAAUCCACAAGAAUCCGUCGUACAAGAAAUACACUGCCAGGGAAUGUCUACAUUAUUCCCAUAAAGUAUCUACACUUCCCACGGCAGGUCUAAGUCCAAAUUUUAUUUCUAGUCACAAACAGAAUAGCAAAGAAUCCAACCAUUAAUAAGUCCUACGACAUGGAUAUUCCAUCUUCACUUUGGACAGAGGAUGUAAACUUGAAGUAGAAGAUGGAUCAUUCAGAACUAUCAGUCACUCCAGAACUCGGACCAAACGUAUUAGACCACAGCGUCAAAAGAAAAUUAAUGAUGCACAGUGCCAGUGGUGACAUGAACUGCAGCCUGUUGCUCCGAUUCGAGACACUAAAAUAUAAUUGCAACUCGAGUCUGAACUGAGAAGAUAAAGAACAGUCACAUAAUAAGGAGCAUAAAGUCUACUCACACUAAAGCGAUUUUGAUAAAACAGCCAAAUGUUCUAAUAAUAUUUUUUCUCAACUAUUUAAUGAUGAAUAUUGUACUUUUGUAAUGUACCAUUAGGCUAAUAAAUUAUUUAAAAAUCACCGCAA